Molecule: messenger RNA, 5529 nt
Organism: Sorex araneus (European shrew)
Lineage: Eukaryota; Metazoa; Chordata; Mammalia; Eulipotyphla; Soricidae
Gene: RGS7BP
Product: regulator of G protein signaling 7 binding protein
Exons: 6
Coding region: 703-1476 (257 amino acids)
Biological process (GO): G protein-coupled receptor signaling pathway
Cellular component (GO): postsynapse; nucleus; neuron projection
Source: RefSeq, a predicted model, not a curated record
UCUGGGCCGCGAACAACGUCAGCCAGACCUGCUCCCUGCGUCUGCCAGUCCCGCCACGGAUUCAUUUGGGAUCCUCAAACAGACGAGCCCAUAGAGACGUCGGAUCAAGGCAGCCAAUUAGAUCCAAUUGCCUGCUUCGGGGACCGCCAGCCUUCCAGGCCUGGUGACAGGGGAGGGUGGGGAAAGAGAACCGAGUGCCGCUGCGGGAAGAUACUGAAGCUAGCGCGACACCCCUUCACCACCGCCCCCCCCCCCCGAGUCCCCCCCCCCCCGCUCUCACCUCCCCCCCACCCCCCUUGCAGAAACAGGCUUUGAAAACUGCUUCCCCAUCUGAAUGGAAACUCGGAACCGCCGGGCGCGUUCCAUCCGGUCCAGGCUUGCGAUCCAUGCCGAGGGGACGGCGGUGCGAGCUCCCUCCAGCGCGCGGCUCCCGGGACAGCGCCGGCAAUGCUGCUGAGCAGAACUUAAUCGAGUCCCUUCCUCGCUGCUAGUGGAAGCGAUGCUGUACAGCACAGCCAGCGCGUCCCCGACUCUCCUUCAAGCUGAAGGUUACCCACCCGCGCAGCCAGCCCCAAGCCUGUGAGCGCCGCCGCGCCUCCCGCCCCGGCUCCCGCUGCUCGGCGGCGGCGUGCAGGGCAACCACCGGGCCGCCCGCGCCGGGGCGCACUGCACCAGAGGCUUCGGCUUGGUGGAUGUGUAUGCAUGAGUUCUGCACCGAAUGGGCGCAAAAAGCGCCCCGGUCGGUCCACCCGCUCCUCGAUCUUCCAGAUCAGCAAGCCUCCGCUGCAGGGCGGAGAUUGGGAGCGCAGGGGCAGCGGCUCCGAGAGCGCCCACAAAACCCAAAGAACCCUGGACGACUGCAAGAUGCUUGUUCAAGAGUUCAACACACAAGUGGCCCUGUACCGAGAGUUGGUCAUUUCUAUUGGGGAUGUCUCAGUCAGCUGCCCCUCACUGCGGGCGGAAAUGCACAAGACCAGGACCAAAGGCUGUGAAAUGGCCCGGCAGGCGCACCAAAAACUUGCUGCAAUCUCAGGCCCAGAAGAUGGUGAGAUUCAUCCAGAAAUCUGUCGGCUUUAUAUACAGUUGCAGUGCUGCUUAGAAAUGUACACGACAGAGAUGCUAAAAUCCAUAUGUCUGCUGGGGUCUCUUCAGUUUCAUCGAAAAGGAAAGGAGUCUGGCGGGGGAACCAAGAACAUGGAUUGUAAAAUUGAGGAGAGCGCUGAAACACCUGCUGUAGAGGAUUCGGCAGCGUCCCCCGUAGAUACUCAGCAACAAUCCUGGCAAGUUUCCACAGACAUUGAGAACACUGAAAGAGACAUGCGAGAAAUGAAAAACCUUUUAAGUAAACUCAGGGAAACUAUGCCUUUACCAUUGAAAAAUCAAGAUGACAGCAGUCUUCUAAAUCUAACUCCCUACCCCCUGGUUAGAAGGCGGAAGAGAAGAUUCUUUGGGCUGUGUUGUCUCGUCUCAAGCUAGGGGAUUCCUCUUCGAGACCCACCAUUGGGAAGACCUGAAGACAUCGCCAGACCUGAGGACCACCAGAUAGCUGAAUCACAGUUAUUGGGUUUUAACUAUGUUUUCUAUACUUCCUUAUUACUUUGAUCUCCCUCCCCCUGCCCUUUUAAAUGAUUUUACAUUUGAAAGCAGCUGCUGUCAAGAGGAAGAAAAAAGAUUCAAAAAGCAGGCCGUUUUUAAAAGGAUUUUUAAAGCUGACAUUGUGUAUGUCUGCUCCAAACCAUACAAUGGCAGAUGCAAGAAUUAUGAUUUUUUUAAUUAUUUAAGGGUUUUUUAAAUGUAUUAUACAGAGAAAAACUUAUUUCAUGUAUAGUAAUAUAUCUAUGGCUCUUGCUGAUCUUAUGUUAAUAACUGAUCAACAUAAAAGGAGUCUUUAAACAUAGAAAUCUAUUUAAAACUGUGUUAAAAAAUUCACUCUAUCUAUCAAUAUCAUUAGAGACAAUGUGAUAAUCAAACAUAGAACACAUCUAUUGCUUUCUCUGCAUUCAUUUAUGUUUAGUCUUCCAUUCUGUCUGAAUCUAAGAGCUUCAAUAUAAAACUAUUUUAAUUUAUAAUGCAACAAAAACCAUAUAUGAAAAGUAUUCAAAUUUUGUAAAUACACAAUAAUUCUAACGCCUUCAUACAAUGCAUAUGGGCAACUAAUCCCCUCUUGAUUCAAUGGUGUCUUUUCAGCUUCUUGGAGAAUGAAGUAAUCCAGUUAGGAAAUGGUGUAGUAACAUAGACAAUUACCCUCAAUUGUAAAAUUAAAUAUUAUCACAUUUUGUUCUAAUUGAAAUCUGAAGCAUGAUGUCUGCACAUCAGCGUAGUGGUAAAUCUUAUAGGGCAUGCUAAAAUUAGCUCAGAUCGUAAAAAUAUUUAAUGUUUUACAUUGUUAAUAAAAUCUUUUUUAGUUAAGCUAAGCUUGUCUCAUUUUAGAUGACUAUGCAGAUAUGACUUUUCCCAUGUGUACUUGGUGUCUUGUCUUAUGCUUAGAAACUUGAAAGCAGGACACAUUAAGCAAUACUAUAAUUUAGAAAGGAGGAAACUGCGUGCUUUGUUAUUUUUCAGCUCACAAUUUUGUUGUGAUUUUCCUCCACUAAACUUAUAACAUGGUACAAAUUUUGUUAUUUCUCCCCUUUUCUUCCUUUGGCUUGUUUCCCAGACAGAAUUUCCCACAGGUUGAGAGAUUUGGGUCUUUUCACUUCCUUUCUUAUUUUUCCAGUCUGAAAAACUAAAAUUCUAAAGUCAGGCAAGAGGCAACAGUGUCUAGUUCUAUCAAAGGAUGAGGUAGGGGCCAGAGCGAUAACACAGCAGGUAGGGCGUUUGCCUUGCAUGCGGCUGACCCAGAUUAGAUUCCCAGCAUCCCAUAUAGUCCCCUGAGCACCACCAGGAGUAAUUUCUGAGUGCAGAGCCAGGAGUAACCCCUGUGCAUUGCCGGGUGUGAGCCCCCCCCCCCAAAAAAAAAGAAUGACGUAGAUGCCUGUAAGUGGUUUGUCCAAGAGGUAUCUUUCGUCCCAACCCUAAACUCAGCACUUACUGGCAUAGACAUUUCUAUGUUUACUGAGUUUUAACUCAAAAAUUACAUAUAGUCAAGCUUUUAGCUUUAGCUUUAGUAAAGGUAAAAAGAAGUACAGAUGAACAACUUGAAACAUUAUGUUUUAGGUUGUAUUGUAUGAAAGUGCUAAUUUAGACUGCUUUGACUUACAAAAUGGCAAUUUCAUAUAGUUCAAACAAAUAGCUGGAAACUGUCUUUGUUUUUGUUUUUCUAGAUCUUUUAAUUAAAAGUGAAAGAAUAAAAAGUUUAGAAGAUAUUUUAAAAGUCUAUUCAGGUCUCUAUUUAGGUUAUGUUAGCUGGUUAUUGGCUUUAUCAGAGUUCCAUUAAUUAGUAACUAAUACAUGGUAACGAAUAUACCUGACUUUAGAAAGACAUAUCCUUAAAGUAAUAUGAGAAAAAUCACAAUAUUCUAAAUCAAACACUUGGAAAAAAAGGUUGUAGAAAUAUGCUAUUUUAAAAUUCUAAGGGUAAGUAGUCCCUUGCAAAGUAAGUAACCACUCCAAAUUUACCUAAUCUGUAAGCCCCAACUUUUGUAAAUCAGAUUUAACUAAACCUGAAGUUUCAUAUCCUCUCUUAAGCUUGGUUCAUUUUCUUCCCUUAAAGUAAAUUCACUUAUGGUCUGUUGUUUUUAAAACUAUGAAGUUACCCAAUUUAGCAUGCUCUCAGCUCCCAUAUUUACCUUUUUUUUUCAACCUUUCUAUUAUAUUGAACUCUGACCUUCAGUCGACUUUCUAUGAAUCCAUGCAAAGUUGUUAACUGCUCAGUCUAGCCUUGGUGUUUAGCACGUUCUUCCAAAUGCCUGACGUAAAUAACUUCUGCUUGGUUAAUCUGUGCUCACUCUCGCCUUAGCCUCAGUAUGACAGUAACACUUACCUUCCGUGCACUUGUCCUUCGUACAACUGAUGACUGUUAAUAAAUUCAGGUCUCACCUCCGUGUAUGGGAGGGUUAUCGUAGCUAUUAUGGAGAUGGGGAUUUGUCUAAUUCCCAUGCUAAGCUUUCCAUAUCUACAGCAAAUAUAUUCAAUCACAUUAACUUUUUUCAUCAUGCCUGUUUCCCAGGCUUUGAUUAGUUUAUAGUUCCCAUGGACACACUCCAAGAUUUUUAGAUGUUCUUUCACUAGCAGGUCCUAAAAUUGAAAACAGUGCUCAGUCUUGGUAACCGAAACAGACUUGUAAUUGAUAAAGAUAAUUUACCACUCCACCUCCCCCCAUUAGGAAGGUCAAAAUGCAUCUCUGAAAGCUCACUUCCCCAUGCAUCUGACAGACCAAAGGACUUUCUCAGGUGUCGCCCAUGAGAUAGAGUUCUACUGUCUCAGCUGGUCAUUCGAUUUCAGAUUAGCAAUAAUAUUGAACUGAUCUCUAGGAAUAGGAAGAGAAUAUUGAACCCGUUUUGUUGCAUGUGUCAUUUGUCUGAAACAGAAAAUCGUGUAAACCUUUUCUGGUGCACACUCACCUCUUUUACCACCAUAUUUUUAAUAUCCUAGUAUAGCUUUACUUUUUUUCUUUCAGAUGACAGAGGCAAUACAUAUUCUUUGUUGGAAAUAUAAAAAAAAAACACUUAUUAUAAGGAACAAAGAGAUCACAUGAACCCUACACAGUCAUAUUUGAAACUUUCAUUUUGAGUAGGGUUUGUGAAUAAAUGGCCACAAAGCUGAGAUACGAUUUUUUAAAAUCUGUCCACUAAAGUUUUAUAUGCAUUUAAGAACUGAUGUCCAAGAAACUUUGGGUUGAAUUAUUCCUCAAAGAUACAAAAAGGAAGAAACAAUCCUGAUCCUUUCUAACAAGUUAAAGAUUUUAGGAAAAUUCUAAAUUCCUGCCAAAUUAUUUUUUUUUUCUAGCUGCCCUUGUAUCAGUUACAAUCUUCACUUAUUAUUUGACAAUACUGCCACCUAUUGAAAGUUGACCCUUUGAAUGACAGAAGAAAAUCAACAAUGUAAAACAGUGUUUCAUUAAUUUGAGACAGCAGAAAUAAUAGUGGCCCUACAUGAACUUUCAGACUCUAAAACUCUCAAAGUUAAAAAAGUUAGGAUAAUAUACACCAGACUUCCCACCCCACGUGCCAUACCUAAGUAACAUCUGUGCUUUCUGUGUGUUCUAGAUCAUCACAAAAUGCAAAUGUUUAACUUUCAGGUAAUUAAGUAGAUGGAGAAAGAGCCAGCAUAAAUCAGAACUAAAUAUGCAUUGUAUAUAAUAAAUAAACUCAAAAACAUGGAGAAAUUGAGUACAUUAGAAAUCAAACAUUUUAAAUCUGUAAGAAAAGGUUGAAUUAUUAAGUUAUAUUGGAUGGCUGUUUUGUCAAUUUGUUGGGGAAAUGUCAAAUAAACCAAUAAUUCUCAUUAAAAUAAGUUCUAGGAAUUGUGAAGAUAUGAAUUUUUGUGUGUGGAUAAAGAGCCUUUUAAAGCAUAACACCAAAGGAAGCAACCACAAGGAAAAUAUAUACUUGACCAACUAAAAAUGCAAUGCUUCUUUAUAGUGAAAAA